Messenger RNA from Anarrhichthys ocellatus (wolf-eel), 1320 nucleotides. It is a transcript of the gene rex1bd, whose product is annotated as required for excision 1-B domain containing. The coding region runs from base 546 to 998 and encodes 150 amino acids. NCBI's taxonomy places the organism in Eukaryota, Metazoa, Chordata, Actinopteri, Perciformes, Anarhichadidae. The transcript is spliced from 5 exons. The record is from RefSeq and is a predicted model, not a curated record.
ACACAUUAAUUAAUAAAAUAAUGAGCUUUGAAUCUAUAAACACAUUGAUGUAUGUUGUAGAUUUGUUUUAUUAAGACCCUACACUCUUAUCUUGUGAAUACAGUUUAUAUUACCACUUAUAUUAUGCUUUUUAACUCUCAAGCUGCUGUAGCUUAAUGGACGAAAAGCUGCAGGAAGAGUUUAAGGCUCAGCAUCACUUCACAAAGGAAGGGUUUAUUACAAAUGAAGGACUAAAUCCGACAGUGGAAAUGUAAUUCAAACAAAGAGUAACAAUGUUUCAACGAUACUUUUUUUUAAAAACAAGACAGUUUUACUCUUGUCGAUUGCGGCUACAGAAGAAACUGUGCAAGUCUGUUGUCGUUCAAGAACUUUUAUUUUGAAAGCAAACGCUCUACACUGCGCAGCAUCGUCACUUCCGGGUGGCAGGGCAGACAGGCUGCUGAUUCACACCCAGAAGUGAAACAACAUCCAGUAUUUAUACAAUAUAAACAUGUCGCUGUGAUAAACCGUGGGAACUUAGCGACAGUGCUUUCUGGCAGGUUAACAUGGUCCCCACAGACUUUACAACCCUGAUCCAGAGGUUCUAUCACCUUCAGUCUGAGCGGGUGGAGACGUAUCAGCUCUUCGACGAAGGACAUGAGGCCUACUUGAGGACAGGGCCCCAUUAUGACUUUGACCACUACAGGCAGCUGGUCAAUGAGAUAACGCAGGCCUUCUGCGGCAUCUCCAAGGAAAUGCUGGAGAUCAAGGGGAAGCUGCACCACGAGUUCGACAGGCCGGCCCUUUCUGAGCACAUCGAAAAGCUGCAGAGCAAAGAGAAGCAGAAACUUGAACUGACAGCCAAGCUGCAGCUGGCCAGGCAGCGGGCCCAGGAUCACCCGGAGGACGCGGACUGUCAAGAACAGAUUCAGGAGAUCAAGCACGAGAUCAUCAAGAACAAAGAGGCCCUGAGUGAAAUCAUGCAGGACUUUAAGUAUGACUCUGAGGAGUUUGAUUGACAGGUGGCUCCCAGGAGGCGGAGACGACGGAUCGGCUCUGCUGCAAACUUCCAUCUUUGACUCCUGAGCUGCACCUAUCGAUCCCUCUCUGGCUCCGCCCUGCUCGCUGCAGCAGUCCUACUCCACCCAGGGGACUUUUCACAUUCUGGCUCUGUGUGUUUGUACUUGUAGUCAUGUGUUUUUGUUAAUGCACACCUCAGCAAAAAAAAAAAAAAAAAAAAGAGAAAGAAAUGUAAAUACUCAAUAAUUCCUGGUGGUUCAUUCCAGCUUCUUUGUUUACUUGAUGAGUUGUAUUUUUAAAUAAUAAAAAAAGAGAAGUUUG